UUAGUGCUAAGGCACUUUAUUGCCUGACCAUGGUAGCACUGUCCACGGUGCUGAAAUCGUCAACUGAUUUAUUUUGAUGUAACUUUCAGCGCAGUCCAAGUUUUUGAUAUUAUUAUCAAAUUGCCUAAUCAAAUGCCAGAACAGGACGAUUAAACACAGAAUCGUAAUAUCCAACAAGUCGUUUUUGAGGCAGAAGUACGUAUUCGUAUGAAGAUCGGGCUCAACAGUUACAGUUGAACUGGAAGUAAUCUUUAUUACUUCCACUAUUUUACAAGUUGUUGUUCCUGGAUUCACGAAUUUUGACUCACAACGAUUGAAUUAAUAUUAUCUGUCUCAGCAAAACUAAAUCAUAUUUCAAUAUAAAAACAUGAAAUAUGUCGACACUUUACAGGGGAAAAAAAUAAUAAAAGUAUCAUGCAGAUCAAUACAACAGCCCCUGGAAAAAAAAACAAAAAAAAAAAACAACUUCUCCCUGGGGUUUACCUUAACCAUACCUAAUUUUUUUUUCAGUAUUUAAAAGAUAGUACCUUUUAUUAUUUUUAAUAUUCACGUUUGCUUAUUUCAUUUUUUUAUUCUAUUUGUCAUUAUUUAUGUUUCCCCAUAUUUCAUAAGAUGGUGUGAAAGAACGUGAUUUCGCUGUGAUCCUAAACUUAAGAUGCGUCUGGUGAACAGGACACGGUCAGUGUACAAUAUAGGCUUCAUUUAUACUGCUCCUUUGUAAAGCUGUAAUUAAUUCGUAUAUGUGAAUAAAACCUAUCAAUGGGUUUGUGCCCCCCAUGUACACUACCAUGGAUGGGCUCUGAGCGCCGCUGUUGAUACAUGACUGACUAACAUUUCAAAUCAGCAGUGCAGCGAUCCACCCCUUUAUUUCAUUUCAGUGUUUCACUGCCUGGAAGGAAGACGCUUCUAAACGUCAACAUUUAAAGUCUAGCGUUUCCAGUGGAAUUUCUCGGCUGAAAUAACAUUGUCUUUUCAAUUUUUGUAUGCAAUUGCAUCGGGUUUGCAUUGAAAGUGAUUACUACGUCUGCAGUUUUGGAUUUAUGAUGGAUUGUAUGAGGAUAACCGCUCGCAGAGGCCGAUGGCAAGCAGUGUUUGUCAUUCUUUGUCUCUUCAUGCUGAGCUCAGUGGCUGGACAGGCUCGGUAUUCCGUACCGGAGGAGCAGGCAGAAGGCUCUUUUGUCGGAAACAUUGCUCGAGAUUUAGGAUUGGAUGUAGCGAGGCUCAUAUCAGGUAAAGCUCGUAUUAUUACAAAAGGAAGCCGACAGUAUGUUGAUUUAAACCGAGACAAAGGCACGCUUGUUAUUAAAGAGCAAAUCGACCGAGAAGAACUGUGUGGAAAGACGACGCCCUGUAGCUUCAGUUUCGAGGUCAUUUUAGAAAAUCCAAUCCAGCUUUAUCGGGUAACAGUGGAGGUAAUAGACAUAAACGAUAACAGCCCAUCGUUCCCAAAAGAUGAAAUUAAUUUGAAAAUUGUCGAAAGUGUUGCAUCAGGAACUCGUUUCUCACUCGAGAGUGCUGAUGAUCCUGAUGUUGGUAUUAAUCAUAUUCAAAAAUAUACUCUGAAACCCGCAAAUCAUUUCAAAUUGGAAGUACAGAGCCAGCCAGAUGGAGGAAAAUUUAUCGAAAUGGUUUUACAGAACCCGUUAGACCGAGAGAAAGAGGAAACUCACACACUCGUGCUGCUUGCUUCAGAUGGAGGGGAGCCACAUAGAUCGGGGACAGUGCGUAUUCAUGUCACUGUGCUAGAUGCUAACGAUAAUGCACCAGUGUGUAGGCAGGCUGUUUACAAAGCAGAUGUCAAGGAGAAUUCUCGUGAAGGAACAUUGGUAACCACUGUUAGUGCAAAUGACGCAGACAAAGGAAUCAAUGGUGAAGUAAGUUAUUCUAUAUCUCAUGUCGCCAGAGAAGCGAAGCAGAUUUUUGAUGUAAAUGUUAAAACUGGAGAGAUUAAAGUUGCAGGUAAAAUAGACUAUGAAAAAUCUAAAAUGUAUCAGUUAAAUGUUCAGGCUAGUGACCACGGUGGAUAUACAGAUACGUGCAAAGUUGUCAUUCAGAUAAUUGACGAGAAUGACAACGUCCCUACAAUACAGCUGAUGUCAUUUUCUAACUCGAUAUCCGAGGAUUCUCCCCCUGGUACAACUAUAGCUGUUGUUAAUGUUGAUGACGAAGACUCUGAUGGUAACGGUGUUGUCAAGUGCUCCAUUAACUCUGACGUACCUUUCAAAAUUGAGUCUUCAUUAACAGGAUAUUAUACUAUAGUGACAGACAACUUCUUAGAUAGAGAAAGUAUUCCUGAGUAUAAUAUCACCAUAACCGUCUCUGACCAAGGCUCUCCGCUUUUGUCUAGCAGUAAGAACAUCACUGUAAAAGUGUCUGACGUCAAUGACAGCCCACCUGAAUUUGAUCAAUCAGAAUAUAGUAGGACUGUUCCAGAGAACAACUCUCCUGGAUACUCAGUUUUUACUCUCAGUGCUCGUGAUGCAGAUUGGGGCCAAAACGCUCGGGUUUCUUACUUUCUGCAGGAGAAAGAGAUAAAUGGGGUAACUGUGUCUUCGUUAGUGUCAGUGAAUUCAGAAAAUGGGGUGAUUCAUGCAGUGAGGUCGUUUGAUUAUGAGCAAAUUAAGUGGCUUGAAUUUAACGUAACUGCCCGUGAUGCUGGAUCCCCUCCUCUGAGUUCGGUGGCUACAGUUAAAAUAAUAGUCCAGGACCAGAACGACAACCCUCCUCAGGUUCUGUAUCCAGUCCAGACUGGUGGCUCUCUGGUGGAUGAAAUGGUGCCUCGUUCAGCAGAUGUGGGCUAUCUGGUCACUAAAGUGGUGGCUGUUGAUGUGGACUCUGGACAGAAUGCCUGGCUCUCCUAUAAACUGCAGAAAGCCACAGACAGGGCGCUGUUUGAAGUGGGCUUACAGAAUGGAGAAAUAAGAACUAUCCGCCAAGUCACUGAUAAAGAUGCUGUGAAACAAAGACUGACUGUUAUAGUGGAGGACAACGGGCAGCCCUCUCGUUCAGCUACAGUCAUUGUUAACGUGGCGGUGGCGGACAGCUUCCCUGAAGUGCUGUCGGAGUUCACUGACUUUACGCACGACAAGGAGUACAAUGACAACCUGACUUUUUACUUAGUGCUGGCUUUGGCUGUAGUUUCCUUCCUCUUCAUCACGUGUUUAGUGGUUAUUAUAUCAGUGAAAAUCUACAGAUGGAGACAGUCUCGCAUCCUGUAUCACUCCAACCUCCCUGUGAUUCCAUAUUAUCCACCACGUUACUCAGACACUUUGGGGACAGGGACUCUCCCACACGUGUACAACUACGAGGUGUGCAGGACGACUGACUCCAGAAAGAGUGACUGUAAGUUCGGCAGAGCUGGUAGUCAGAACGUGCUGAUAAUGGACCCCAGUUCUACAGGGACGAUGCAGCGGAUACAGAGUGAGAAGAGCAUCCUGGAUGAACCAGACUCUCCUAUAGAGGUGGGUUUUUGAUCAUCCUUCAUAAACUGUCAUUGCAUUAAUUUUAAGGUACUAGAUUACACACGUGACCUGGUUAUAUGCAGUGUUUCACCUCCUUCUUAUGGGACAUUUUUAGUACCACCAGUGAUUGACAGCUCCUCUCAGAAUUGAGACAAUAACUGCUGAACGUCCGCAAAAAAGAUGCACACAAUAAAAUAUAUACUCUGAGGCUGUUAUGUGUUCCUAAGCUGUAAAGUUGUAAAGCAAAUAUAAUAGUACUAGAAUCAUCUGUACUGCAUUUUGCUCUACUGCUUGCUCUAUUUUUGCUACUUGUAAGUUAAAUCUUGUUCAUCUUACUUCAGUUUUCUCCCCUCCCCUUUAUUUUGUGGCGUCACUUGUUAUUUUCAGAUCGGACUCUAAGGGCCGCU
Molecule: messenger RNA, 3868 nt
Organism: Larimichthys crocea (large yellow croaker)
Lineage: Eukaryota; Metazoa; Chordata; Actinopteri; Sciaenidae
Product: protocadherin beta-16-like
Exons: 1
Coding region: 984-3473 (829 amino acids)
Biological process (GO): homophilic cell-cell adhesion
Cellular component (GO): plasma membrane
Molecular function (GO): calcium ion binding
Source: RefSeq, a predicted model, not a curated record